GCCAGGUGGGAUGGAAACUGGCCAGCCAUAGGGUGUCAGGGCCAAAUCUCCAUCUUUGUAAAGGGGAAGGACAAACGGGACGGGCAGGGAAACGGGCGGAGCUUUUUUUCUCUUCCUUGCCUUGUCUGACCGCCGCCCUUGGAGAUGGUGAAUGAAGAAGGCCCCCAAUCAGAGGCCCAGCAGCACUCACGCUCCCGGGUGGGAAGCCACCAGCCCACUUGCUGCUUUGCACUCUCGUUAUGGCGCAUUCUGACACCUUGAGCCGCUUCCGGGUCCGCCCAGCAGAGCCGCAGGACUGCCCAGAAAUCCUGCGACUCAUUAAAGAACUCGCUGCUUAUGAAAACAUGCCCGAUGCAGUACAGCUAACUGAAGAAGAUUUAGUUCGAGACGGUUUUGGAUCACAACCUUACUUUCAGUGCUUAGUAGCUGAGGUGGUGGACGGAGAGAAACAAGAAGAGCCCAAGAUCGUAGGCUUUGCUAUGUACUACUAUACAUAUGACCCAUGGAUUGGCAAGUUGCUUUACCUAGAAGACUUCUAUGUUAUGGACGAUUAUAGAGGUUGGGGCAUUGGAACAGAACUCUUGAAAAAAUUAAGCCAGAUAGCGCUCGAUACCAACUGUGGCUGCAUGCAUUUCCUUGUGGUGGUUUGGAACAAGCCUUCUAUUGAGUACUACAUGAGGCGUGGAGCUUCAGACCUCUCCACUGAAGAGGGCUGGCAUCUCUUCAGAUUUGACAAAGAGAACCUCCUCAGAAUGGCCAUGGGGGAAUGAAAAGAAGUGCCCCGUGUUAUUGCUCCAGGGUUUGGGUGCAAGAAAGUCACCCAGCUUGCAGAACCUCCCUCUCUCUCUGAAACCUCUUCAAGUUAAAAGCUGUGAAUCUAAACCAGGGUAGGAACAGCAACAAAAAUUAAAAGAAGUUUGCCUGUUCUAUGACUGGCAUUAUUUUGAUA
Molecule: messenger RNA, 949 nt
Organism: Hemicordylus capensis (graceful crag lizard)
Lineage: Eukaryota; Metazoa; Chordata; Lepidosauria; Squamata; Cordylidae
Gene: SATL1
Product: spermidine/spermine N1-acetyl transferase like 1
Exons: 6
Coding region: 240-770 (176 amino acids)
Cellular component (GO): cytosol
Molecular function (GO): N-acetyltransferase activity
Source: RefSeq, a predicted model, not a curated record